Messenger RNA from Drosophila busckii, 3370 nucleotides. Its product is annotated as pregnancy zone protein-like. Gene Ontology annotation, cellular component: extracellular region. Bases 4 to 3336 code for a protein of 1110 amino acids. Gene Ontology annotation, molecular function: endopeptidase inhibitor activity. Lineage: Eukaryota; Metazoa; Arthropoda; Insecta; Diptera; Drosophilidae. The transcript is spliced from 6 exons. The record is from RefSeq and is a predicted model, not a curated record.
CCAAUGCUUGGCACUUGGCGCAUUUGUGCACAGAAUGGAAAUCGCAUGCGAGAGCAGUGCUCCUAUGUGAAGAUUGAGGAUUAUGAGUUGCCCAUAUUCGAUGUGACCGUGCAGGCACCAACCGAACUCUUUUUGGCUGAUAAAGAGCUGAAAUUAAAUGUUAGCGCCUCCUAUUAUAUUGGCAUGCCAGUGAUGGGCGAGGCCACUUUAAAUAUUGAAACCUUUAGUGAACAGGCGGACGCUUCAGAGUCAUUGAUGAUGAAAAAAUCGCUAGAGCUGUCAAAGGGCUUGGUUGCGUUUAGUUUUGCGCUCAACGAUUUCAAGACCCUGAUACCCAAUAAUCAGCCACUGCUGCUGCUUGUUACAGCUGAAGUUGAAGAGAAAUUAACAAAGCUAAGAGUAAAUAGCACGGCAAGCAUAACGCUUUGGGAAAAGGUUUUUCCUGAUAAUGGCGAUAGCAAGAAGAAACGAAUGGCAAGGUGCAAAAGUGCAACAAAAUGUAAAAAAAAUGAGUUGAAUGAUGAUGAGCUAAGUUCAGAAAUUUCAGCUGAUAUUAAACCAAAGCCAAGGACAAAAACAGCCAAUCACAUGACACUCAACUUUGGCGAGGUCCUCAAGGAGCCUACGUUUGUCACCUUUGAGUUUGAUGUGAAAAUGAAAUACGCCGUCUGCGUGAUUAUGUUCAACGGUCGCAUACUGGCGGGCAAAAAGCUUGUGCCCGAGAACGAUGGACAUAAUUUCAAGAUAUCAAUCGACGUGACCACGAAAACGUGGCCCUUUGUGCAUGUAUUUGUCUUUGGCAUGGAAACUGGGUCCAGUGAAUUAAUAUUGUCAGCCAAAACCAUCAAUGUGAAGCGCAAGCAUCACACGCAUACUGAAAUAAAAGCACCUGCAGUUGUUCGGCCAGGCGAGGAUGUCACCUUGGAGGUGCGAUCGCCGGCAAAGUCGUAUAUGGGUCUGAUGGGCAUCAAUAGUCGUGUCAUGCAAAUUGGAGAUGGAGCUGUGAACGAUUUUUCAAAGGAGUUUAUCGACAAAAUGAAGGAAUUGAUACGCGGCCAUUUGCCGGGCAAACUGGCCAAGGGAAAUCUAACAGCGCACAAGUUGGGUAUUGUUACAUUAACAAAUGCGCUUACUGUGGUUGAUGGCGAGAACAGCCCUCCAGCCAAGAUUACACCAAGGCAUAUGCCUCAAUCUUAUGUUAGGAGACCAUUAAAAUGGAAUCCGCUGCUCUCUCGCAUGCCGAGCAAAUUUAAUGAUGUUUGGAUAUUCAAGAGCAUACCAGACACGAAAGCUGGCUGGCACAAGAUUAUCGCUCGUGUGCCCGACGCCAUAGCCAACUGGAGAUUCACGGCGUUUACUGUGGAUCCCGAUGUGGGACUAACAAUACUACACGAUCAACCGUUUGUAGAUAUAUUGAGCACUAAGCCGCUCUUUAUGAAUGCCAAGCUGCCCAAGACACUUAAACUGGGUGAAAUACUUGCCAUUCCUCUGACCUGCUUCAAUCACUAUACGCAGGACUUAAAUGUAACAGUGCGUCUUAGGAAUGAUGCGUCCAAGUUUGAGCUGCUCGACAGUGAGCGUAAGCCCUUGCCAGAAAGCGAAUAUACAACUCAGCACUUUAUUUUAUUACAAAAUGCAACCAACUUGGUUACAAUGUAUCUACGCGGUCUUCAGUUGGGAGUAAUACACUUGAAUUUUACUGCUACUGCAGGAGUUCAUCAGGAUGCCAUGAGUGACUCCUUAAGGAUUGUGGAGACGGGUCACAUUUUAAAUCAGCAGGAGCUCGUUUUUCAAACGUUGGGUACAAAGAACAAAGAUACGAGCUGGGAGGCUCAAAUACAGCUGAAGCAUCAGCAUUCUGGCAACGGCGUCGAGUGCCUGAUAGCAAACAAUAUGGUUAUAGCAAAGAUAUUCACAGAGCGCCCCUAUUCGGAACUGGAUAACACCGAGAAUUUGAUAAGCAAGCUCAUUUCUUACUAUAAUAUCUGGAGCUUUAUGCGUGAGCGCAGUAUUGAGUACAAACAAUGGCUGCCGCAUAUGGAGGAACAGCUUAACAACGGCUAUCAGCUGUUGCUGCACUUGCGCAAUUCGGAUGGCGGAUUUGCUUACUAUGCACAGCCAGGUGCUGGCGCUGGGGCAUCCUGCAGCUCUACCUGGUUGACAGCCUUUGCUUUGCAGGCAUUUCAGCUGCUGCAAAAGACGCUGGUGCUGGUAGAUGAAAAAUUUAUACUGGAUUGCGAAAAGUUUCUGCUUAAUCGUUUGCGUAAUUCAUCGCACUAUGUGGAGCUGUGCGAGACGCCAGGUCGACGACCAUUGGAGGUGCUGGAGCUGACGAUGGAAGUGCAAAAGAUAUUGCAGCUGUCAAGUCGCUUACUGAAUUUACAAAUGACUCAACGUUGGAUCAACGAUCAAAUGCGAUCAGUUCAUGACAAUCAUUUGAAAGUCAAACGUGGGUUGGAGAGCAUUGAAUGGUCGCCGCCCAAGAGCGACGAGCUGAACAAUUGGGAGGAGCAACGCCGUCAAAUAGAAACAGCUGGACGUCUAUUGAACAUACAAAUGCGACGUAAGAGUCUACUGCAACUGCAAGCUAAUAGCAUUUAUAAAUGGCUGAUUAAGUAUUUAUUUGGCGAAGUUAAUGAUGCCAAUUGCUAUGAGUGCGCCAUAGCAGAGCAAGCGAUCUUUGCUUAUCUCAGAACCAAAAUUAGCUUGCUAACCAAAUUAAACGUUGAGCUUUGGACAGACUCCAUGCCUAAAAGGACGAAACUAAGCUUUACCAAUGCAAAUCGCUUUCAGCCAGUACAUCUGCCGUUUCAAACUAAGAACCAAACUAUAAAAUUGAUGGCUAAAGGUCGAGGCGAUCUCUUAGUGCGCUGCACCUUUGACUAUGAGGUGAAUGAUCAGAUGGAGCAUAGCGACGACACAAGUCACAAGCAUGAGCCACAACUUUAUUCAGUAACUGUCAAUCAGACGGGGUCAGAAGACCUGAAGAACACUCAUCAGGUAACGUUGGAGGUAUGUGUGGAACGUAAGGAUGUGGAUCGCAAGAACUAUAUAGGCACCGAGUUAGAGAUACAACUGCCCACGGGCUAUGAACUAAAGCAUGGUGCAGUUAAGACUCUGUUAGGAAACCCUAAAGUGCGCCAAGCUGCUGCUGGCGUGGAUAACACCAAUUUGUUUGUGGAGCUGCUAACUCUGGCGCCAGAGGAUUCGAUUUGUCUGGCUGUGUCGGCGGUGCGUGUGCAUACGGUGGAGAAUCUACAAUCGGGCAAAGCGUCUGCUUUUGAUAUCAAUAUUUUGAGAGAGCCCGACACAUUUGGCUACACGAUUAAAGUUUGAGUUUGCUGUGUACCCUAAUUGCCAAUUUCCGUAA